AAGGUCGGUCUUAGAGCUCCUGGGACACGUGAAGCCAAGUUGAUAGAGGAGCACAGGAUUCUAUUCUGUUUUAUUGGGUGUCAUCCUGCAGGUUCUCCACCGGCAAACAAAGCAAGAUGUUGCUGAUGUUUAGAAAAGCUGUCGCCGCCGGAGGCAGGACAUAUCAGCACUGCAGGCUGUUUUCCUUGUCGUGCUCCUCACGGAGUGAUAGAAAAGGUCUUGUUCUUGGUGUUUAUGACAAAGAAAAAGACGAAAACAGCUUAAAAUUUACAGAAGCAGGAGAGGCGUUUGAUAUGUCUGUCUCAGGAAGGCUUCGUGAGCUCUUAACAGUAUCUGGACCUGCACUGACACAGGGGAAAAGUCGAGUUUUCCAUGCUGUGCGCCAGGAUUUUCCAAGUGUGGCUGUUGUUGGUCUUGGUAAAUCUUCAGCUGCAUUUUGCAACCAGGAAAACUGGGACAGUAAAAAAGUGAACAUCCGUAAUGCUGUCUCAGUUGGGUGCCGGCAGCUCCAAGAUCUGGAAAUCCCUACAAUAGAAGUGGAUCCUUGUGGUGAUGCCCAGUCAGCUGCAGAAGGAGCUAUAUUAGGUCUGUUUGAAUAUGAUGAAUUGAAGCAGAGAAAGAAAACUGUUGUUGCAGCACAGCUUCAUGGAAGCUCUAACAGUGAAUCUUGGCAGAAGGGAGUUCUUUAUGCUGAAGGACAAAAUUUUGCCCGAUAUUUAAUGGAAUCACCAGCAAAUCACAUGACACCAUCAUGCUUUGCAAAUAAGAUCCAGCAGAGACUAAAAUCUGUGUCUGAUAAGGUAGAAGUCCACAUCAGGCCAAAGUCUUGGAUAGAAGAUCAACAGAUGGGUUCUUUUCUGAGUGUGUCAAAGGGUUCAGAUGAACCACCUGUGUUUGUUGAGGUUCAUUACAAAGGGGCAACCAAUACAAAGUCUCCACCAUUAGUGUUUGUUGGCAAAGGAAUAACUUUUGACAGUGGUGGAAUUUCCCUGAAGUCUUCUAAAAAUAUGGAUGCAAUGAGAGCAGAUAUGGGAGGAGCAGCCACUGUUUGUUCAUCAAUUAUUACAGCAGCAUCUCUGAAGCUCCCCAUUAAUAUUAUAGGUCUUGCUCCCCUAUGUGAAAAUAUGCCUAGUGGCAAAGCUAAUAAGCCAGGUGAUGUCGUUAGGGCAAAAAAUGGAAAAACAAUCCAGGUUGAUGAUACAGAUGCUGAAGGUCGGCUGAUACUUGCAGAUGCUCUUUGUUAUGCACAUUGUUUCAAUCCCAAGGCCAUUGUCAAUGUUGCAACUUUAACAGGUGCUAUGAUUGCUGCCUUAGGCUCUGCAGCUGCUGGUGUCUUCAGCAACUCAGACUGGCUAUUUGAUCAUCUGAGGCAAGCAAGUGUUGUGACGGGAGACAGAGUUUGGAGAAUGCCUCUUUUUGAACACUAUUCCAGGCAGAUGACAGAAUCACAGCUGGCAGACCUUAACAACAUUGGCAAAGAUCGCGGGUCAGGAGGUGCCUGCACUGCUGCUGCAUUUCUAAAGGAGUUUAUCACAGUUCCUCAUUGGGCACAUGUGGAUAUUGCAGGUGUUAUGACAAAUAAGGAUGAGGUGCCCUACCUGCGGAAAGGCAUGACUGGAAGGCCAACAAGGACAUUAGUGGAAUUGGCAGCUCGUCUGAGCAAUGAUUUCAAUUAGGAUUGUAUACGCAUGGCAAUAAUUGAAAUAUAUGGAGAUGUUUUGAAAAUUCUAUCAUGAACCUUUAUUACAGAUAAUUGAACAGUUAAUGAUGUUAAAUUUAUCUACUUUAUUCUUUGCAAUGAAACGAAGAAUCAGAAAAUUGUAAUUAUUCCGUAAUAUCAUAUCAAAAUUAACUUAGGUUGAGGGCUUGAUCAAUUUCAGUUUUAGACUUGUCAAACAUUUAUCACUUCUUCCUCUAAUAGUUAGGUGCUAACAUGACAGACAUCAGGACAAGAUGUUCUGUCAUUUUAAUUGACUUUUCUAAACCCUUGACCAUUAUUUAAAGAAACUAGACAUUUUCGCCCAGGAGUUCACAUACAUUCAUUUAUGCAUUCAUACAUCCGUUUUCCUAGUCUACUUGAUCUAACUCUGAGACAAAAGGAGUCUAUCCUGGGUGGUAUUCCUCAAAGCAUGCUUAUGACAUUGAGAGUUAGUUAAAUAAACCUGGCUUUAUCUAGCCUAUGUAAUAUGUUUCUCGUUAGUGCAAAAUGGGCUUAUGCAGUCUAGAAUUAUGUGUGCACUUGUGAUAUUUAAGCAGCCCCAAAAAAUGAUCAUGGCAUAAAAACAUAGAGAUAGAAGUGUAAGUUCUACAGAUGAGUGAGUGCCUGUGAAAGUUAGACACGAGUCACCGAUCAUUCUGUUUAGCUUUUUAUUUAUUUAUUUUUUUUUGUUAUUAUUGAUGUCAAGUAGAAGAGCAUAUAAAUGAAAAGUAGAAGUAUUUUCAUCAGCUGAAGAAGAUGUAAUACAUGAGUUGUGCAAAUCUUUAAUAAAAGAAAAAGAAAUAUGUCAGAUGUGAAAAAGGGUAUGUGUCAGACUAUAGCACACGAAAUAAAUAUCUUAAGUACGUUACGGUUCUCAGUUUGUGUACUGGAUAAUUAAAUGCUAAUGGUGUUAUUCAAAAUGAAAACUUUCUUUUGAAUUGCCUAUUUUGUUUGUAAACUUAAUAGUUUGUAAAUGUCAUACUUAAAGAAAGCAUUGUUAACACUGUAUUCAGUAGCAACGUGAGUGGUGUGACGCACACUUGGCAGCCAGUGAAGUUUUAAUAGAAUAUAUUUCAGAAUGAGUAGAAUAUCCAUCCAUUUUCUAACCCGCUGAAUCCGAAUACAGGGUCACGGGGGGUCUGCUGGAGCCAAUCCCAGCCAACACAGGG
This is a messenger RNA of Polypterus senegalus (gray bichir), 2868 nucleotides long. RefSeq names its product leucine aminopeptidase 3 (gene lap3). Gene Ontology annotation, cellular component: cytoplasm. Lineage: Eukaryota; Metazoa; Chordata; Cladistia; Polypteriformes; Polypteridae. Gene Ontology annotation, molecular function: manganese ion binding; metalloaminopeptidase activity. The record is from RefSeq and is a predicted model, not a curated record. Bases 117 to 1676 code for a protein of 519 amino acids. Gene Ontology annotation, biological process: proteolysis. The transcript is spliced from 13 exons.